This is a messenger RNA of Lycium barbarum (goji berry), 2056 nucleotides long. RefSeq lists its product as uncharacterized. Gene Ontology annotation, biological process: ubiquitin-dependent protein catabolic process. Gene Ontology annotation, molecular function: ubiquitin-like protein conjugating enzyme binding; ubiquitin protein ligase activity. Gene Ontology annotation, cellular component: endoplasmic reticulum. NCBI's taxonomy places the organism in Eukaryota, Viridiplantae, Streptophyta, Magnoliopsida, Solanales, Solanaceae. The transcript is spliced from 2 exons. The coding region runs from base 424 to 1665 and encodes 413 amino acids. The record is from RefSeq and is a predicted model, not a curated record.
GUAAUUUGGCACCUAACUUACCAUAACGAUUCUUCUAAAUUUCCCGCAACCCUCACAUGUCACAACACACUAGACAGACAGAGAGAGAGGUGCCAAAUCCCACUAAACUAACCCAAAGUUGCGCGAAACCCAUUGACCCAUCCAAUCUAAUCUAAUUGACACACCUUUUCUUGUUGUUGCUUGUUUCUUCUCCCUCGGAUGCUCUUUCUAAAUGCCAUUUCUUUUUCCCUCUUUGCAGACCUGAAGGUGUAUGUCCUUUUUUGUACAAGCACAAGAACCACUGGAUGGUGGCUUAAUCAAGAAUUUUCUUCCUUCACAUGCCUGAUUUUUAUUUUUCCUGCAGCCUAGAAAAAGAGCUGUGUUUUACUGUCCUGAAAAAAGGGUAUCUUGGAAAUUAAGUGAGUAUAACUAGGACUAAACUGGAUGUCUGAUAAUUUGAUGGAUGAUAUGGUGAUGGAUCUGGAUUUGAACCAAGAGCCUUUGGACCCAUCUUCUGGUUCAACUUUAGGAUUAGGGUCUUUGUUGAGUGAUUUAGAAACUGCUCACAGUAGGAUAGAGGAGAGAAUUAGGCAGCUUGAAGCUGUCACUGCUAGAGCUUUGCAGCGCCAUAGGUGGCGUCAGGCUCGGACUACUUCUGAUAAUGGUAAUAUUUCGGUUGACGGGGCAGUCAAUGUGGAUAGUGAGAUGCAAGGUCAGAAUAGGGCGAGCAGUUUGGAUAAUGUGGAAAGGACUAUUGGAUGCAAAAGGGAUAGUUCCCAUUUGGUAGCAAAGGCAUUAGAGAUGGAUGUAGUGGUUAAUAAGGUAGAUGACGAUGGUGGGAGCUUUUUCGACUGUAAUAUAUGCUUGGAAAUGGCGAAAGAACCUGUCUUAACCUGUUGCGGCCACCUAUAUUGCUGGCCGUGCUUUUAUCAGUUACCUUAUGUUGAUUCAACUACAAAGGAAUGUCCUGUCUGCAAGGGAGAGGUUGCAGAUGCAAAUGUUACUCCCAUUUAUGGUAAUGGGGAUGGUGAAAGCAUAACAGAAUUGGAGUCUGGUCUGAAAAUACCACCACGGCCAAAGGCACGUCGAAUAGAGAGUGCUAGACAGCAGCGUGUAACUCAGGGUUUGUCUCACAUCCCGGUUGCAGAAGCACUAAGGAGAAUUAGGACUAGUAUUGGAUUGCAACAGGACAGUGGUGGAGUUAAUUUGAGUUUUGGGAGCAACUCUCAUGUGUUGCAAAAUGCUGAUACCUUAAGCAGUAGGAGACUACGUUCCCGUCUUUUUUCAAGGGUGUUGUCAGAAGGUGCUGCGUCUCUUUCAUCAGAGUUAGAUAAUGCACAACGGAUGUUUGAGGAUCUUGCAGCAUCACUCACUGAUCGGCUUCUCCAAAGAAGUACUAAUGCGGAUGUUCUACCAGCCCAUCAUGGAGCAACAGGCGACGGUGAUUCUUUCAGAAGAGAUGCUGCUCUCAUCCAGUCCAAUUUAGGGACGGGUUCCACUGCAUCUGUUCCGUCCUCUUCUCAAGCAAAUGAAGUUUCUGACACUGCUGGUCAGUUGGAAAACCUUACAACUGAUACUGGUAAUCUGCCUGCGAUUCGAUCUUCCUUGGCUUCCAGGAGAAGAAACAUUUUGUCAAGGCUUUCUGAUGUAGAUUUCCGUGAAUCUAGAAGGAGAAGAUUGAAUUGAUGGCCUUUGAAUGAACAGGGUAUAGUUUCCCAGUUCUUCUCUCUCCUCAAUUAUGUCACUUUCAUUGCAUUGUGUUAUCGCCAACUCUAAAGCGGCUUGGGUAGAAACAAUUCCCAAAUAUCAAACAAAGUAUCAGCAUUGCCCCUAACUCCUGUUGGAAGUUUAUAUCUACAUCAUAUUUAGCUUCUUCUAGUUUUGGAAUUCAUUAGCAUGGUGAUAUUGCUUGGUAGGAGGCUUCCUCAACAAACAAUCAACUCUCGCUGCAUGUAUUAGGUACUUUUGUCAAGAACCAGUAUGAAUUCUAUCUACUUGUUCUCUACACAUUUGAUUAACGUUCAUGAUUGUACAAUGGAAACUCCAAUUUGUUAAAUGUUAUUUUGGUUUUCUACUU